Messenger RNA from Thunnus maccoyii (southern bluefin tuna), 3012 nucleotides. RefSeq lists its product as uncharacterized. Gene Ontology annotation, cellular component: external side of plasma membrane. The transcript has 11 exons. NCBI's taxonomy places the organism in Eukaryota, Metazoa, Chordata, Actinopteri, Scombriformes, Scombridae. Bases 76 to 2100 code for a protein of 674 amino acids. Gene Ontology annotation, biological process: immune response. The record is from RefSeq and is a predicted model, not a curated record.
ACGAAGACGCACAACAACAUUAAAACGACUGUUUGUGCACUGCAGUGGUCACUCGGCUCCCCAAAAAGUCAUGCCAUGAAGACGAUGGAGAUUGUUUUUCUGCUCAUCUUCUUUCCUUUCACACUUUCAGUGAAACACUCACUGAAGUUUUUCUUCACAACGUCCUCUGGAGUCAAAAACUUCCCAGAUUUUGUGGUUGUUGGGUUGGUUGAUGAAGUUCCACUGGGUUACUGUGACAGCAUCAGUAAGAAAGUAGAAGUCAAACAGGACUGGGCAAAGAAACUUAUAGAAGAUGAUCCACAACAUUUGGAGUGGUACACUCAGAGGUGUUUGUCAAGCCAAUACAAAUACAAAGCUGACAUCAACACUCUGAAGCAGCAACUGAACCAAACUGAACGUGUCCACAUCUUCCAGAGGAUGAAUGGCUGUGAAUGGGAUGAUGAGACUGGAGAGGUUAAUGGUUUUCUUCGGUUUGGUUAUGAUGGAGAAGACUUCUUAGCAUUUGACCUGAACACACUGACAUGGAACGCUUCAAAACCACAAGCUGUCAUCACCAGAUACAGGCGAGACAGAGAGAGACCCAACAAUGAAAGGUGGAACUACUUCCUCACCGAGCAGUGCCCUGAGUUAGUGAAGAGAUAUUUGGACUACGGGAAUAGUACUCUACUGAGAACAGACCUUCCCUCAGUGUCUCUCCUCCAGAAGACUCCCUCCUCUUCAGUCAGCUGCCACGCUACAGGUUUCUACCCUCACAGAGCCGAGAUGUUCUGGAGGAAAGAUGGAGAGGAGCUUCAUGAGGACGUGGAACACGGAGAGAUCCUCCCCAACCAUGAUGGAUCCUUCCAGAUGAGUGUUGACCUGAACCUUUCAUCAGUCACACCUGAAGACUGGAGGAGGUACGAAUGUGUGUUUCAUCUCUCUGGUGUGAAGGACGACAUCGUCACCAAACUGGACAAAGCAGUGAUCAGAACCAACUGUGUUUCUCCCUCAGAGUUCCCUGCUGGUCGUGUUAUUGGAGGUGUUGUAGGACUGCUGCUGCUCCUGGCAGUCUGCAUCACUGGAGUCUUCAUCUGGAGAAGGAGAGAUAAUGGAUUCAGGCCUGCAAACUUGAAACACUCCUUGACAUAUUUUCUGACUGGAUCCUCUGGACUCCAAACCUUCCCAGAGUUUGUGGCUGUUUUAAUGGUUGAUGAAGUUCAGUCGGGUUACUGUGACAGCAACAGCAAGAGAGCAGAACCCAAACAGGACUGGGCAAAAAAAAUAAUCAAAGAUGAUCCUCAGCUGUUGGAGGUUUACACUCGGACCUGUGUGUUUCUCCAUAUGAUUCUAAAAAUUGACAUUGUCGAACUGAAUCAGCGCUUUAACCAAACCAGAGGUGUCCAUAUUGUCCAGGUUAUGGCUGGCUGUGAAUGGGACGAUGAGACUAAAGAGAUUACCGGUUUUGUUCAGGUUGGUUAUGAUAGAGAAGACUUCUUAGUAUUUGACCUGAAGACAAUGAGAUGGAUCGCUUCCAAACCACAAGCUGUCAUUAUUGAACGCAGGUGGGAGAGUUACAACAUUGGAUUAAACCACAUUAAGGACUUCCUCACCAAUAUUUGCCCUCAGGGGAUGAACAUGAGUCUGGACUAUGGGAAGAACUCUCUCAUGAGAACAGAGCUUCCCUCAGUGUCUCUCCUCCAGAAGACUCUCUCCUCUCCAGUCAGCUGCUUCGCUACAGGUUUCUACCCUCACAGAGCCGAUAUGUUCUGGAGGACAGAUGGAGAGGAGCUUCAUGAGGAACGUGGAGAGAUCCUCCCCAACCAUGAUGGAUCCUUCCAGUUGAGUGUUGACCUGAACGUUUCAUCAGUCUCACCUGAUGACUGGAAGAAGUACGAAUGUGUGUUUCAUCUCUCUGGUGUAAGGGACGACAUCAUCACCAAACUGGACAAAGCUGUGAUCAGAAGCAACUGGGAGAUACUUACAGAUAUGACCAUCCCCAUCAUUGCAGUGGUUGCUCUUGCUGUCAUCCUCAUAGCUGCUGCUGGAUUCAUGUUUUACAAAAAGAAGAAAGCUCCUGACAACAUCUCUGAGCUCUCUGAGCAACUGAAUCCAGAAGCCUGAGUACAGUGAGAGACUUCAUGUGGUACCAAGAAAAAUGAAAGACUAUUACUCACACUUCUAGUUAACUAAAGCUGCUCAAUAGUGUACACAAAAUACAAAUUGUUUCCUCAUUCAGUGUUAAACUUCUAGAUCACAUUUUAGCUGAAAAAAAAACAACAAUUCUUCAACUAAUGAUGACAGUAGUACAUUAAAGGCAUAGUAAAUAAAUUAAGGCUUUGGUCACUAAUAUGUUCCAAAAUGUGAUAUUUUAGAUCUUAAUCAAUCAAUCAAUCAAAUGUGCAUUUUUAUGAUUGUAUUUUAUGCCUCAUUAAUCCAUGGAGACUAAAGUUUUCACAUAAUAUUGUUGUCUGCCCGAAUAUAUACACUUAUAUUUUAUAUUUGUACUUUUAUAUGUUUUUAUUGUAAGCUUGUAAUCUAUAUUUUGAAAUGGGUUUAAUAAUCCGAUCAAUUUCUCAACUUUUUAUAAAUUUUAUAAUUUUUUUUUAAUACAUUUUUAUAAAUAUUUUAUAAAUGUUCUCAAUUCUGUCUGUUAUUUUACAUUGGCACAAUGUCUCUGUUUGGUUUCUCAGCAUGCAAACAUUAUUGAUUAUCCUUCCUAAUGUGUUAGAAAAGGGUUUACAUAUUUAGUGUUCAUGUGUCAAUUUUGACCCAUGUUUGAAUUACAUGGCACUGAAAAAAAACACUAAUUAUCAUCCAGUAAAAUGUUUUACCUGCUAAGUGACUUAUUAUUCAUCAAUAACCAUAAUAUAUAUAUACUUUGGUAUUUUAUGUACCUGAGGCAACAUUUAACUUAACAAAUUGUUUUUAAUUUAAAAUAGGCACAAUUUAUCUGUUUUAUCGUUUGUGAUGAACAGAACAGGCAAAUAAGGCCACGAGAUGAUGCAAUAAUAAACAAAAUAAUUCCCUAAAUAA